Molecule: messenger RNA, 841 nt
Organism: Cotesia glomerata
Lineage: Eukaryota; Metazoa; Arthropoda; Insecta; Hymenoptera; Braconidae
Exons: 3
Coding region: 122-841 (239 amino acids)
Source: RefSeq, a predicted model, not a curated record
UGUGUGAUACUAAUGCCGCAAAUAUCGAGAACAAAGCUCAGUGAACACUGAAUGUACUCGCGUCGCAUUUGUAUGCUUUACGUUGCGUUACAUUUUUCUAUCAUUUUUAUUCUUGUCAAAGAUGUCUGAACAAAUCGGAAAUAGAGUUUAUAAUUAUUUAAUUGGAUUUGAAAUUCAUAAUAUUAAUAAUAUUAAGUUACCUUCGUGUAGGGAUGUAUUGAAUCUCUUUAUGUACAAACAUCAAUCCUUAAAAUUAAGUAUACGAGCAAGUGCUAGUAGUGUGAUCAGUGAUACGAAUGCUAUUUGGGCUAAUCUUUUGAUUCCAACUUCUCGACCUCAGCACAGUAUUAAAAAAUUGGAAAAAAUUCACAGUGACUACAUGAAAGUGAAGAAUCAUCGAAGUCGUGCAAAGACAUCGAAAAGACAACGAACAAAUGUGGAACAGUUUAGCAAACGUCUUGAUAAAUUAUUUGACAUUGCAAAUUGUGCUGCACUAAAAAAUUUACCGAUAAAUUUGCAGCAAUUUUUGACAGAUUGUCGUAAAGGAAAUAGAAAUAUCCAUCUACCAGCAAUUGACGUUAUACCAGAAGAAACUUCUGGAAAUCUGUCUGCGAUGGAAGUAGAAACUCCCAAUAAUGAGGAAAUUGGAAUGAAAUUAUCCCAACAGUCGUCCAUAAAUAGUUUCUGUAGUUCCAUAUCAAAUUCCAGUGAAUUGAAGCGAACUUGUUCAGACUUUGAAGAUACAAUGCCAGCGCCUAAGAAAAAUAAAAUUGAUAUUCUGACUUCGGAAUUAGUAUUAGCACUAGAUAGAACUAAAACUAGUAACAGAAAUGCGAUGUGA